Molecule: messenger RNA, 1564 nt
Organism: Nanorana parkeri
Lineage: Eukaryota; Metazoa; Chordata; Amphibia; Anura; Dicroglossidae
Gene: LIMS1
Product: LIM zinc finger domain containing 1
Exons: 10
Coding region: 79-1248 (389 amino acids)
Biological process (GO): positive regulation of substrate adhesion-dependent cell spreading; positive regulation of integrin-mediated signaling pathway; cell-cell adhesion
Cellular component (GO): focal adhesion; cytoplasm; cell-cell junction
Source: RefSeq, a predicted model, not a curated record
UAGCCCAGAGUACAGUGUGGAACACUUGUUCCCUGCUUGGAUGAGCUCUGUAUUGCUUCUUACUGCGGAUUUGUAAAAAUGAUGGAAGUUCAGUCCAGGUUACACCCUGAUAUUCCAGAGAAUGGGGAGCUGCCUCCUAUCGAAGUCAAUGGCAACUGUGUCCCUCAGGAGAGUGGGGGAGAGGAUGAAAAACCUGUCUCCAAUCUGCAGAGGAGGCGCAGUGAUGUCAAAGUAUACAAAGAAAUUUGUGACUUCUAUGCCCGAUUCAACAUGGCAAAUGCUCUGGCUAAUGCAAUGUGCGAGCGCUGCCGGUCUGGCUUUGCUCCAGCUGAGAAGAUUGUGAACAGUAAUGGAGAGCUGUACCAUGAGCAGUGCUUUGUGUGUGCUCAGUGCUUCCAGCAAUUUCCAGAGGGACUCUUCUAUGAGUUUGAGGGAAGAAAGUACUGUGAACAUGACUUCCAAAUGCUUUUCGCCCCCUGCUGUCAUCAGUGUGGUGAAUUCAUUAUCGGCCGUGUUAUCAAAGCAAUGAAUAACAGCUGGCACCCUGAAUGUUUCCGCUGUGACCUCUGUCAGCAAGUCCUGGCAGACAUUGGAUUUGUGAAGAAUGCAGGCAGACACCUGUGUCGCCCAUGUCACAAUCGAGAGAAGGCCAGGGGACUGGGGAAGUAUAUUUGCCAAAAGUGUCAUGCCAUUAUUGAAGAGCAGCCUCUAAUAUUCAAGAAUGAUCCAUAUCACCCAGACCACUUCAACUGCGCCAACUGUGGUAAGGAGCUCACAUCUGAUGCCCGUGAGCUGAAAGGCGAGCUGUACUGCCUACCCUGCCAUGACAAAAUGGGUGUGCCUAUCUGUGGAGCAUGCAGAAGACCAAUUGAAGGCCGUGUGGUUAAUGCCAUGGGAAAGCAGUGGCAUGUGGAGCAUUUUGUUUGUGCAAAAUGUGAAAAGCCUUUCCUUGGACAUCGCCAUUAUGAGAGAAAGGGGCUGGCUUACUGCGAGACUCACUACAAUCAGCUUUUUGGAGACGUCUGUUUCCACUGCAACCGUGUUAUUGAAGGAGAUGUUGUCUCUGCUCUGAACAAGGCAUGGUGUGUCAACUGCUUUGCAUGUUCUACUUGCAACACCAAGUUAACACUCAAGAACAAGUUUGUGGAGUUUGACAUGAAACCUGUCUGCAAGAAAUGCUACGAGAAGUUCCCUCUGGAGCUGAAGAAAAGGCUUAAGAAGCUCUCUGACACCUUGGCAAGGAAAUAAGCAUAUCGUUCCUGUGUGCAUCAGAAGAUGGGAGCAGCAUACGAUGUGCUAGUCAGAGGAGAUUUGGUCAUACAUCCUACUUGACAUUGUUCUAUUCACUGAGGCUGUUACAUGCACUAACCUUCACUGCAAACAUUUAUCUGCAUGAAAGCUGCAUUAAUCUUGCCUUGCAUAGGCUAUUUAUUACCUCACCUUAUUUUCUUAAAAGCAUACUACAUUGUUGCUUUUGUGGUACUUGCCUUGCUUUGUUCUGCAAGCAGACAGUUCACAGCAGGUCAAAACGACAAAAUGAUUUUGCCUUUUCAGUAAGAUCCAC